This is a messenger RNA of Solenopsis invicta (red fire ant), 3309 nucleotides long. It is a transcript of the gene Tsf3, whose product is annotated as transferrin. The transcript is spliced from 16 exons. The coding region runs from base 1108 to 3309 and encodes 733 amino acids. Gene Ontology annotation, biological process: iron ion transport. The record is from RefSeq and is a predicted model, not a curated record. Gene Ontology annotation, cellular component: early endosome; recycling endosome; plasma membrane. Lineage: Eukaryota; Metazoa; Arthropoda; Insecta; Hymenoptera; Formicidae.
CUUCAGUAACAUUUUUUAUUUUAUAAAAGAGUUCUUCAGAACAUUUCUCCUGCUAAAACCGCAAGCAUUCUAUCUUGCGGUUUCUCUCUCUCUUUCUUCCUCUCUUCUUCUCUCUCUCUUCUCAACAUGAUCCAGCGCUUUCGUAAUGCUCCACGCAUCGCGCCCGCGUAUUACGCAGAAGUCUCUCGUUGUCUUCAUCUUUUUCUCUCUCUCUCUCCCUGCUUCUCUCGCUCGCUCGUCUGUCCCUCUUUCUCUCUCUCUCUCUCUUUCUCUCCCACCAGAUUUAAUGAUUCCAACUCCCAGCAUACUUGGACUUUCCGUCGAAUCGGCACCGGGUAUCAUCAUUCUCGCGUAAUACUGCUGGACAGUCGGAAGCUUCGAUCGACCGUCAUCCGAGUCGUUUGCAGAUUCGCGGGCUUUCAUGUUCUAUACUCACGAUCGCGUGUCAGACGGUAUAUUUUCAACCGCAAGUUCUCGCGGUCUUCUCACGGGCGUAUUCUUAGCAGAACACACGUCUCUCGCGUUUGCCUGCCUACGGAUCGCCGCGAAUAAACAAGAAGACGAGCGGAGAAGCCACGACGAAGCAUGGCGAGAAUCUCAGUAUAAAGUCACACGAUGGGAGAGCUGAGAGGAUCCAACGCGAGUCUUCAAUUCGGAGUAAUAGACGAAUCCGAGGCAUUUAAAUCUGAGAAUUUUCGGAGCAGUUCAAGCGAUCGACGAUAUUUGAGAAUUCAUCGAGGAAUAUAUUUCGAAGUUUAGAUCGACGUGAGUGUUCAAAGACGAUACACUUCAGUGACGUAUUAGAAGAUUUUUCAACUUUGAAAAUAAAGUUACGACUUCCGACCACGUAAAGCCACGUUAAAUUAAGCGGAUAAUAAUUGGUAAUUAUAUGUGACGUUUGGAAAACAGGCUCCGAUCGAGCGUGUUGAUCCAACAAAUUAUAACUCGGUGAUAACUGUAUCACAACACGAUUACUGUGCGGUUGUACAUACAUAACUUCGUACAAUAACAGUGACUGUAUUAAAUAAAUCAUGCAAGUGCAACGACGUUAACUCGGAAAAUCUCUUUUCCGCAAAUUCUGUUAAACGGAAGAUUCUAUUCAAGAGGAUGACAACGAGUCGAAGAUCGAUCAUGGAUCUUCGUAUCUCCCGUUGGCUUAUUCUUUUCAUCGUCACUGCUUUCGUAAACAGCUAUGAAUACAUUAGUGCUGAUAGCAAGUGGACAUUGUGCUUAGUCGACAGUGUACAUACUACGCAAAGAAUCCUUUCACUUUGCCCGAAAUUAGCUAAGAGUCCAAUAGAAUGUGUAAUAGAAACUGAUAGAUUUGGCUGUUUGCGUCGAGUAGCCAAUGGUGAUGUUGAUAUCACCGUACUGGAACCAGAAGAACUCGUAGCGAUAAGAAACUACAAACUAUACAGUGUACUAGUCACGAACGAAUUAAGACUCUUCCAAGACGAUGAUCAUCGUUUUGAAGUAGUAGCCAUAGCGUAUAAGAAUGUACGACGGAUAUGGGACGUUAAAGGCAAGCGAUUGUGUCAUCCCGGGCUAGACACUAUCGACGAUUGGACUAAAAUUUUCUCGACGUACUUCGAAAACCUGAUAAUUAAAAAAGAGUGCGACGCAAACAUGACGCUGUUCGAGAACAGAAUGCAUGCUCUGUCAAACUACUUUGAAACAGCUUGCAUCGCUGGUCCCUGGUCGGCAGACACAGUAUUUGAUCAUCAAUUAAAAUCAAAAUAUAGAAAUCUUUGUACAUCUUGCGAAAAACCGGCAAGCUGUUACAAUACUGAUAAAUACUAUGGACGAGAAGGCGCCCUAAUGUGUCUUACUGAUGGCAUGGGUGACGUUGCCUGGGUCAGAUUAAGAGAUGCUCGUGUACAUUUUAAGGCCCAAAUGAUUGACACACAGGAUUACAAGUUUCUAUGCCCGGAUGGCACCACAGAACCACUCAACUUCAAAGAACCCUGUAUCUGGAUAUCGAAACCGUGGCCAGUUAUCGUAGCUAGACCAUCGAAUGCCGAGAAUAUCGCUCGUAUGAUGAACUCAAUGAUGAACAGGACAUAUAAUUGGGAAUCGAACGCUUUGCAGCUAAUGGAGAACUAUUACAUCACCUCAACUGAUGUGAAAGAGCUGCAAACGCCCGACGAUUACUUACGUCGAUAUCCAAAUUUUCUAAGCGCCAAUGUUCGAACGGGUUGUCAGCCAUCAAGAGAUGUACGUUGGUGUUUGGUAUCCAAUAUCGAGAAGCGUAAAUGCGGCUGGCUAAGAGACGCUUCCAUCGUCUAUGGCGUGGAACCGUUGAUCUCCUGCCUCCAAGAAGAUAGCAGAGAAGCAUGCGUGAAGUCUGUACAGAACGAAAACGUAGAUAUCUUCUUGGCGCGGCCCGAAGAGAUUCUCAAGGACAGAAUGAGAGGUUUGAAGCCUAUUAUUCACGCGAUGGCAAACAACCAGGAAUUAAACAGGAUUGCUGCGAUCGUCAGGAGAAAUUCCAAAUUCCGAGUGAUAAAGGAUCUCAAAGGUGCCAAGGCGGCCUUCACGGGCUACAGAAGCGUCGGUUGGAACGCUUUUAUAACGUUAAUGAGGAACGAGUCGGACGAAAAUUGGGACUGCUCGGACGCGCAAGCUGUAUCAAAAUUCUUCAAAGAUAGCUGUGUACUCGGUUGGAACAACAAGGAUAAUGACAGCGAGCUCCCGGCCAAUUUAUAUUCGUUAUGCAAGGAAGGUGCGGAGCAUGAGAGCGACGAUUUCAGCGCUUUCAAGUACUUGGCCUCCGGAGUCGUCGAUGUUGCCUUCGUCAAUUUAAAAGUCAUAGAAAAUAAAACAGAACCCGGUGAUUUUUAUUACGAAAAGAUUGAUACUAAAAAUAUAAAUCGGUUGCCGAAGUACAGAGUAUUAGGCCCAACUUUGGCGGAAGCUAUCAAAAGAAUUCCAUACUUGCUCGCUUGGACGCCCCUCGGCUCGAUAAUGGCACACGAAAAUAUCACGGAUCUGAGACGCCAGGAAAUUUAUACGAUGUUGCUCGAAAUGGACAAGAUAUUUGGAAGAAAGUUCAACGGACAAGCGCCCACAUUCUUGUUAUAUGGACCCUAUGAGGAAAAUCACGGUGUUAUCUUUCCUGAUGGUACGCGCUAUUUAGAGUUACACGGCCAUCAAACAUUGAAAGGACGCAAUUAUGACCAAAUCGUGGAAGAGUUUAUGAAGCAAGAAGUUUGCAGCAGUGCCGCUAGUGCAUGGAUUACUCAAUUACCAGAGACCCUUUUCGUAUACAUGCUUGUAAUCGUCGUUCUGAAUCAAUUAUUGAAUUGUUAA